Messenger RNA from Aspergillus tanneri, 2505 nucleotides. RefSeq lists its product as uncharacterized. Gene Ontology annotation, cellular component: endocytic vesicle; cytoplasm; plasma membrane. Lineage: Eukaryota; Fungi; Ascomycota; Eurotiomycetes; Eurotiales; Aspergillaceae. The coding region runs from base 1 to 2505 and encodes 834 amino acids. The record is from RefSeq and is a predicted model, not a curated record. The transcript has 8 exons. Gene Ontology annotation, biological process: septin cytoskeleton organization.
AUGCCAUCGAUUCCCAUACAGCCUACGUUGCAGCCGAGCCAAGCUACAAGCGUCCUCCAUGAUCGCAUUCGCAUCAUCGGUAGAGUCAAUGCAGAGAUUGCGGAUUGGCUCCAGGAGCGUCGCCGCGUCGAAGAAGCAUAUGCCCAAGGUCUCAGGAAGCUUGCAACUAGACCGCAACUGGACAAUGGCGCUGCGCUAGGGAUCUUCCAGAUACCAUGGCAACGUAUCAUCAAUGCUGCCGAAGUCGUAGCCUCUUCGCAUGAGACGUUCGCGCAGAAGAUCGAAGACGACGUGGAGCGCCCUUUGAGGGAAUUCAACACCAAGAGCCGAGAAUUCGCAUCUUUGCCCGGUGUCCAGAGCGAUCUUGCGGCACUCGCGAAGAACUUGGAGGCAUCCCAAAAGAAGGUGGAUAAAGCCAGGGAGAAAGGUCCCAAAGGCGCAGAUAAGCUGUCGAGCGCUAUUGCUGCUUCCGAGGAAAUCCACCAACAAUGGGAGUCGAGGGCGCCUUUUGCUUUUGAGCAACUUCAAGCGGCUGACGAGGCCAGACUUAAUCACCUUCGAGACGUUCUCACUCAACUGGAGACACACGAGACGGAUCAGGUCGAGCGUUGCCGUCAAGCGGCCGAAAGCUGUUUGAAUGUCCUUUUGAAUGUUGAAACCGCCGACGAGAUCAAGACCUUUGCCGCAAAGGAUGAUGCUGCUAGCCAACGCUCUGGGUCGUCUACCCCUGCCCCGUUCCCGGCCGUGGCCGCGGCCCCCCGUCAGGGCCCCUACUGUACGCCCCUUGGUGGCCUCAAGCGAUUAGGGACCGUUAUGAAUAGAAGAAAGAGCAUGAUACAACCCUCCGGUGGCCCUUUCUCAUCGGAGAAAAAGCAUCGCAGCCCGUUUGCCUCUUUCAUGAGAGGCGAUUCCAGUCACAAUACCCAGAUUCUCGAGUCACCUCCAUCAACAGCAGAUCGCCCAGGUACUGCUUUGACAACACAGGAAAGUCCCCGCGAAACAGCUCGUUCUCCGAGCGAACCAAAUGAUCGCGAGGGUGCUGGAGCAACAUCUUUCAUGCCAGCUCCUCAGUCGGCACCUGGGACCGCAAAUGGUGCCACAUCCCCGGAGGUCACUGCUGAGACCGGACUUUCUACCACAAUAGUCAGUGAACCACGUGUGGACUCGGAAGGAUUUACUGAGCGGCCGCAAACCAUUGAUGAAAUCACAAGAGCGCAAAGAGAAGCGUCUAGCAUGGAAGAACCUGGCAUGAACCUCACAAUUCGAGAUCAACCAAUUUUUGAGGACGAGAAUCAAGCGAAACAGGCAAUGGAUGAUAUGGCUACUCAGUUAAGAAUGCGAGCCCAACAGACCGGCAUUAGACGCAAUACUGGCACUUUGCGCGGUCGGCGCGAUGUUCGAAACACUGUCUUCAUCCCAAAUCCUCCCCCAGACAAGGAGCUCCCGGUGACACCAACAGGGUCGGACGUGCCGGCCCCAGUUUCCCCAGCAUUGCCGAUUAAGCACACACUAUCCCCUAGUAAUGCCACAGAUGACCAUACUCUUUCCGAUACAACCUCUGUUCGUUCGUCGCACACUCUACAUAGCAUCUCUGGACCGGUAGCGCACCCUGAACUGCACGAGCCUGGCCUCAACGCUUCCAUCAUUGAAACUGUCAACGCAUGGUUCUCCGAGGGUGUAGUGACUAAGUCUUUCGUUGUUGGGGAGCUUGCGCUAGCAUAUAAUGUAGCUCUGGGUGUAUCGUCGGAAAAUGCCCGCAUUCGCCUUGAUAAUUUCCAGGUACUUGAGAAGGUGGCCGCGAACCCCCAUUUCGUGAACGAAGAGAAGGGCAAGGAUCAAUCAGAAGAGAAACGAGGUCAAUAUAGCAUUCAUCUAUCUAACAUCGCUCGCUCCUCGCCGACAGUGGCUUUCAAAUACCAACUUCAUCUUGAUCCAGCAGACGCCUCUACCUACUGUCCAGUCAUCUUCAAACCAGCCUGGAACCUGGAGGAGUUCCAAGCAAGCGUGAUCGUGUUCUAUUCUAUCAAUCCGUCUUUCGCAUCAGCCGCGCACAAAAAUUCUGUCACGCUCAGAAACCUAGUCCUGACGGUGAACUUAGAUACCACCCCUGAGGAGGGUCGCGAAGUGGCUCAUGCAACUAGCGCCGUUAUGUACCCAAACACGGGGGCUUCCUUCCGUCGCAAGCAUUCUGCCGUCACCUGGAAAAUGACUGAACUGGAAGUCAAAGCUGACUCUGAUGGCAAAUUUCUGGUUCGGUUCUCCACGGCAACCAGUUGGCCGCGGAAAGGCAAGAUUGAGGCCAAAUUCGAGGUCCACUCGGCCAAUUCUGGGUCGCGUUUAGGAAUCAGUGCUGCUUCGCAGACGGCGGAAGCCACCCAGAAAGGCGCUGCUGACCCCUUUGCGGACGAGGACUCUACGCAAGCCACCGAUACUGAGGCUUCCCUGGUGUGGAAUGAGGUCCCGACGGUGCGCAAACUGGUUGGGGGCAAGUACGUGUCGGCUUAA